UCUGCAAAAUUUACCAAUAGCUGAGAAAUAGGCUGAAAUUUGUGUUGAUAGAUGAGAAAUCUCCAAGAAUUUAACUGAUAACUGGGAUUCCAGUAUCUAGACCUUCGAGGAGCUUCGUGUUUCUCGUUGCCGUUGUGAUGCCCUGAUAUGUCUCUUGUUGCACUUUGAUAGAGCCUCUGGGCUACGAUGUGAUCUUUCCAAGCAAAGAUAACUUCAGCUAUCUGGAUCAGAACUUACCGCCAUCAAUCGACUUACGAGAGUUCACUCUAUGCUUCUGGAUGAAGACCGCUGACCACGAACAUGGCACUAUAUUCAGUUACGCUCUGCCCCAAACCUUAAACCAACUCCUCAUUAAAAAGGAUUCUUUUUUCGUCAAUGAUUGUUAUGAAAACACCUCGCUUGGAGUUUAUUAUGAUGGACUAUGGCACCCCGUUUGCAUUGUUUGGGGGAACAAGAAUGGAGUUUGGAAGUUGUUCGCUGAUGAUGUGAUCAUUGAUUCUGGAAUUAAUUUCCAGACAGGCCACGUGAUCAAGGGGGGAGGAGUGGUAAUCAUUGGCCAACAUCAAGACUUAUUCUCAGAAGGAGACCAGAGUGGAUUUCAAUAUUCACAAGGUUUUGUGGGAAGGAUCAGUGGAAUGAAUUUAUGGGACUUCAUUGUGCCUCAGAAAAAGAUACUGCGCAUGUCCCAAACGUGUGGCGUGGAAAUUGGUAAUGUUCUCCAGUGGCUGGAUUUUGAGACCAAGUAUCAUGGUGACGUCAUACUGGAGAAUCCUUCCUCGUGCCAGAUCCCCAGUGCAAAACAAGGAACUAAAAAAACUAAAUCCAACCAUUAGUAUCAGAUCAUAGAUGUUAUCCAAAUUGAUUUUUAACAUCUUAACUCCACGCUAGAAUAAUUAUCCAUUUUAAUUGUGGUUCUGUGCUUGUUUAUUACCAGCCUGCUUCUCAAUUGCAUUGUUAUUUUUAAAAUAAGAUUUUGAUGGUACGCUAACCAAAUCUUGUUUCAAUUAAAUAGUAACAGUGGAUUGAAGAGAACUCUUAUUUUUUUGGAGUUGAGGUAGUUAUCCAUGCCUUGUUAUAUUUGUUUGUUAAAAUAUUGGACCAUAUGUUCAUCUACUUGUCCGUAGACAUGUCCACUUACCAAUUUGUCUACUUCUCUCCGUGUUUGCCUUUUAAAAAUGUUUAAUUGUAAAUAUUUUUUGUUUCUUUCUUUAAUAUAUAACUGAGAAAAUUACUUCACUGUGAUUGGCUGAGAGCAGGUCAACUGAUCGUGUUAAUCAGUUAAUUUGCACUGCAGUGCAAAUUAGCGCGCACCAUGCACGCGAUCGCAAUUUUCUUCGUCGGCAGCCGUUCGUCUCGGGAGACGAUGGUGUAGCGCUAUGUCGAUGCGGAGCAUCGUCUCGAGUGGCUAUAGAGUCCCACUCUGGAGU
Orbicella faveolata is the source of this 1427-nucleotide messenger RNA. RefSeq names its product neuronal pentraxin-2-like. The record is from RefSeq and is a predicted model, not a curated record. Lineage: Eukaryota; Metazoa; Cnidaria; Anthozoa; Scleractinia; Merulinidae.